Diversispora eburnea is the source of this 172-nucleotide messenger RNA. NCBI's taxonomy places the organism in Eukaryota, Fungi, Glomeromycota, Glomeromycetes, Diversisporales, Diversisporaceae. The record is from the annotation of a GenBank genome assembly.
AUGGAAGAAAUAGAAAUUGAACCCGAAGAAUAUUUUUAUAGCCAAAAUAUAUCCUUUGACUUUGCCGAUUUUUCAGAAAAUAAUAUUCAACUAUUAAAUGAAUACACCGAAGAUAGUUUAUCUGAGAGAAGUAAAAAUGAAAAUAAUAAUUUUGAAAUAUAUUCUAAUACAA